This is a messenger RNA of Zychaea mexicana, 980 nucleotides long. RefSeq lists its product as uncharacterized. The record is from RefSeq and is a predicted model, not a curated record. The transcript is spliced from 6 exons. Gene Ontology annotation, molecular function: serine-type endopeptidase activity. Gene Ontology annotation, biological process: proteolysis. Bases 37 to 903 code for a protein of 288 amino acids. NCBI's taxonomy places the organism in Eukaryota, Fungi, Mucoromycota, Mucoromycetes, Mucorales, Lichtheimiaceae. Gene Ontology annotation, cellular component: membrane.
UUUACAUACAUCAUUGUUCUUUUCUCGCUAGCCAUCAUGUCGGGUGAAUUCAUCAUGAAUCGUGAACUGUCUGGCGAGUUUUUCGAGUUUGAUCCAUUCAAUCCAAUGCUGGGACCUUCGACACAAACAAUGAUACAGUCUGGUGCUCGCUACAUCCCUUGUAUGAAAAACACCACAAGUUUAAUCAAUCCAGCAUUUGCAUUAUCGAACCGCAGAGUCACUGUACGCUCAACCUGUUCGCUGCAAGAUGUAUGUGGCAUGGGUGGGUUUUUGAUCGACACGAUACCUGAUCAGGGUUUCCGUUUCAUUACCCCGCUCUUUGUCAACUCUGGUCUCAUCCAACUUGGGUGCAAUAUGAUUGGCCAUGCAGUGAUCGGUGUACGUCUGGAACGUCUUAUCAACAGCUUAAAGUUGACUCUUGUUUUCUUUGUCUCUGGAGUGUUCGGGAACUUGUUUGGUGCAAACUUUGGUCCUAUAACAUCACAGUCAACGGGAUGCAGUAGCGCCAUUCUCGGUAUGGCAGCAUGUUUGUUCGUUGAUCUCAUAUUAUCGUGGCAGCAGCUGAUACAACCUGUGCGACAUCUUGCCAAAGUUAUUGUUUUGACAGCCUUAUGCUUUACGCUGGGACUAUUGCCAGGGGCCGAUAACUACUCUGAUAUUGGUGGUUUUAUCGCUGGAUUAUUGUUGGGAAUAGUUGUAGUACCACCGUUGCCACGAAAAAGUCGACGGAGCAUGUUCUGUCUAUGGAUUACACGCACGAUUGCCUUUGGAACCUUACUAUGCUUAUUUAUCAUCAUGUCAAGACGAUUCUACGCAGCAGAUGAACCAGACGAGUUUUGUCCAUACUGCCGAUAUAUCUCAUGCUUGCCAGUACGAGGAUCUUGUGAUAGCGACGACAUAUAAACCAUUUGCAUUAACUUUACAAAAAGCAUCAUCAUUCCUAUUAGACAAUAACAACUCACAGCAUUUAUAAAAACAAG